Messenger RNA from Cooperia oncophora, 433 nucleotides. Lineage: Eukaryota; Metazoa; Nematoda; Chromadorea; Rhabditida; Trichostrongylidae. The record is from the annotation of a GenBank genome assembly.
GCAGGCUAACCCUUGCGAAAAUGGUGGAACUUGUUCGGUUAAAGAGAAGCGGGUUCACUGUGAAUGCGCCACAGGAUUCACAGGAGUGAACUGUACAGAGCACGAUAUGUGUAUCAAUCAUUCUUGUGCAAAUAACGCCACCUGUGUUAAUGGACCAAACAAAACCUACAAAUGUGAGUGCCAGAAGAACACAGUCGGCACCUACUGUCAAUUCGCUUGUGAACCCAAUCAAUGCUCGGGUAAUGGAACAUGUAUAAUGCGAAUUGAUGGUAGGGUCGGAUGCAAAUGCGAUCCAGGAAUUACAGGAUUACGGUGCGAAAGAGAAAUCGAUGAAUGCCGACGGAGUAUGUGCCAGAACUCGUUGAAAUGCAUCGAUAAAUUCAAUGAUUACGAAUGCGUAUGCAUGGACGGCUGGAUUGGGAAAAAUUGCGAU